AUGGAAAAGAUACCUAGAGGACUCAUAAUGGAUCUCCAUUUUUUGCCAUUCGCUUCAUCUUCAACAAUGGCAAUCCUCCUGGUUCUUUUCUCUCUCUUUAUCGUCGGCCCUACUAUCACCGCCGUGUCCACCGGUGCCCCGGCGAAAUCCGCUUCUUUCACUCCAGAAGAUAACUUCCUCAUUGAUUGCGGCGCUACCUCUGACACCACCCUUUCGGACAAAAGGGUCUUCUCAGCAGAUCAAAAUACAGGAAAGUACCUGUCCAACGAUGGCCGUGACGUCCAAGUUUCGGUACCAUCAGCAGAUGUUCCUCUGCCUAUCUAUCUCACUGCAAAAAUCUUCUUCAACGAUGCCACUUACAAGUUCCGCAUGGCCCGACCCGGUUGGCAUUGGGUCCGACUCCAUUUCUUCCCAGUUCAAAGCAAUGUGUUCAAUCUCCAACAUGCGAAGUUCUCUGUCAUCACAGACACAUUAGUCCUCCUCCAUGAGUUUCAAAUUGGAAAUGGGACUAAUUGGCUUGUUAAAGAGUAUCUUGUUAACGUAACAACUCAACAAUUCUCUAUUAAAUUUCAACCCACGAAGGACUCUGCGGCUUUCAUCAAUGCCAUUGAAGUAGUUUCAGCGCCGGACAUGUUGAUCGGAGAUGUCGGUUCGACACUUUUUCCGGUAGCACAAACCACAGGACUGUCCAUAAACUCUUAUCAGACUGUUUAUAGGCUUAAUGUGGGUGGUCCUCUAAUCAGCUCACUGAAUGACACCCUUGGAAGAAUUUGGAUUCCUGAUCAACCACACCUUAAACCAGGCCUUGCAGCCAAGAAUAUCUCAGUUUCACCGUCGGUGAUCUCUUAUCCCGACGGUGAGUCGCCGUUGAUCGCGCCGCCAACGGUGUAUUCAUCUGCAGUUGAGAUGGAAAAUGCCAAUGUGGGUAGUCCAAAUUUCAAUGUGACAUGGAAUUUAGACAUUGAUAUUUCAUAUGCAUACCUUGUUCGUUUGCAUUUUUGUGACAUAGUGAGCAAAUCUCUCAAUGAUCUCUAUUUCAACGUGUACAUCAACGGAAAAAUGGCGAUUUCAGGGUUGGAUUUAUCCACCAUCACCGGAGGUUUGGCCAUGCCUUACUAUAAGGACUUUGUUGUGAAUUCAUCAAUGGUAUCUAGUCCUCUUUCGGUUCAAAUUGGUCCGAUGAACGAAGACACCGGAUCGAAAAAUGCAAUUCUUAAUGGUUUGGAGGUCUUGAAAAUGAACAAUUCGGUUGGUAGUAUGGAUGGAGAGUUUGGUGUUGAUGGAAAAUCAGCCACCGGAGCAACCCGUGGAGCGGUGGCCGCUGUUGGGUUUGCAAUGAUGUUUGGAGCCUUUGUGGGGUUAGGUGCAAUGGCUGUGAAGUGGCAAAAGAGGCCUCAAGAUUGGCAAAAGAGGAACAGUUUCUCUUCAUGGUUGCUUCCACUUCAUGCUGGAGACACAAGUUUUAUGUCAAGCAAGAACUCAAUAGGGUCUCGAAAGACCCAAUUCUACUCAUCAACAACAGGUCUAGGAAGAUACUUCUCUUUCAUGGAGUUACAAGAAGCUACAAAGAAUUGGGAUCCAUCUGCAAUUAUCGGUGUUGGGGGGUUCGGAAAUGUAUAUAUUGGAGAGAUUGAUGAUGGAACAAAAGUGGCUGUCAAGAGAGGAAACCCACAAUCUGAACAAGGUAUCAAUGAAUUCCAGACUGAAAUACAGAUGCUAUCAAAGCUUAGACAUCGUCAUUUGGUGUCUCUGAUUGGUUAUUGUGACGAAAACUCGGAGAUGAUCUUGGUUUAUGAGUUCAUGUCCAAUGGCCCUCUCAGGGACCAUCUGUAUGGGAAGGACUUGCCAUCAAUGUCAUGGAAGCAGAGGCUAGAAAUAUGUAUCGGUUCGGCUCGGGGACUUCAUUACCUCCACACUGGUGCUGCACAAGGGAUUAUCCAUCGUGAUGUGAAGACCACAAACAUAUUGCUUGAUGAUAAUUUCAUAGCCAAAAUGGCUGAUUUUGGGCUCUCAAAAGAUGCUCCAACCACAGAACAAACUCAUGUAAGCACUGCAGUGAAGGGAAGCUUUGGGUACUUAGACCCUGAGUACUUCAGAAAGCAACAACUGACUGAUAAAUCAGAUGUAUACUCUUUUGGAGUGGUUUUGUUAGAGGUCUUGUGUGCACGUCCAGCUUUAAACCCGGCAUUGCCGAGGGAGCAAGUGAAUUUGGCAGAGUGGGCAAUGCAAUGUAAGAGAAAAGGCUUGCUUGACAAGAUCAUAGACACAAGCCUCGUCGGACAUAUCAAUCUUGAGUCUAUGAAGAAGUUUGCUGAGGCUGCAGAGAAGUGUCUGGCUGAGUAUGGUGUUGAUAGGCCUACUAUGGGUGAUGUGCUGUGGAACUUAGAAUAUGCUUUGCAGCUUCAAGAAGCUUCUUCACAAGGAAAGACUGAGGAUGAAAAUAAGGCAUUUGUAGCUUCUGCCUCUCCUGCUAUUGUGGCCCCAACGGCUGUUUCUGCCUCUGAUAACCGUCCCGUUUCUUCGCCUGAGGAUAGUAAUAAACCAGCUGAGGUUCCUGCCAUUGAUGAGAAUUCUGGAACUGCAAUAUUCUCUCAAUUCUCCACGCUCAAUGGUCGAUAA
Messenger RNA from Ilex paraguariensis (yerba mate), 2619 nucleotides. Lineage: Eukaryota; Viridiplantae; Streptophyta; Magnoliopsida; Aquifoliales; Aquifoliaceae. The record is from the annotation of a GenBank genome assembly.